AUGAACUGGACAGGAGGUCAAUUACAUCGACAUUCCGCUCGCCCAGGUGUUUUAUCCAAAACGCGGCGACAGAACUUUGCCAAGUCUCGCAAACUGACCACCAGCAGAGCAUCGGCUCAACCACCGCCAUUUUGCGGGUUUCCAGAUGAGCUCUCCAAAGAUGACACAGAAGAAAUAGCAAAGGCAAACCAGACCACAGAGCCAGGCGAACCUUCCUCUGCCAAAAACCUCUCCAAUAACAGACUGGGUAUCUUGAAGCGACGACUGCUUCAACAGCCAGACUGGGCUGCUGUAUCUGUUGCUCGUCCACUGGAAUUCAAAUUCGCUUCUGUGAAGGAGAACGGCCAAUUUGCAAGGCGACGGAAAUUGACUGACCUGGACCAGAAGCGCUUGUCGACGAAUGGGAAUCCCAAUUUACCUGAAGGCUUCGAAAGAAGGCUUCCAGUUUCCGAGAACAUUGGCUUGGGUCAUGUAAAAAUACGCAUUGACGGCCAGCUUGUCGGCUCUCCAUCAGAUGACACUCGAGUACUAUCCAAUGACAAUCUGUCGUCAUCUUCGAUGCUUUUGAACUCUGAACCCCCCGUGCUCUUUCAACCAGAAAUUCAAGGUUCCUCCCCAGUUCCUCCAUGGAAGGUUUCUUCCGGGGGCCUUUCACUCCAGCCAAGCCACGACCAUGCGCCACUCCGUCGCGAAGAACCAGAUAUUCCGACCAAGACUCUAGAGGCGGAAUAUUCCGAUCCUGCUGGCUACGAUGUUCUUCGACCUGUUGCCUCAAAUAUCGAUAUUUCUAACGGCUCACCCUAUCGCUCCCGAGUGGAAAUAGACCGGGGCACAACCAUAGCAAAUUAUCCUGGGAAUACAGCUGGCUCGCCCUUACCAAGGCGCCGCUUUACGAUUGAUGAUCAAUUGCUUGAAGAAAGGAUGCGACUUGAUACCGAAUUGAUAUCGCCUCUACGGCUUCACCCUAGAUCUUCUUGUAGCCUUCGACAGGCAGCCUCGCCGUCACCCACACUAUUCAUGUCCGAGGUCUCUUUCGAACCCAUUGUUUCCAGUUGGCUUCCACAGCCAAAGCGAACUCCACAGCACAGCAGCCCACUCGACUCUCGCAGUUUAUCUAAUAAUCAAAUGGAAUUGUUCCAACCUACCGUGGAUGAGGUGCCUCGCUCAAGCUUAUCGAAUCUAUCUUUGGAGGUCAUAGAAAACAUCGGAUGUGCUGUGUCAGUGAAAAUCUUCGGUCAGGUCGUCCAAUUGUAG
Messenger RNA from Penicillium longicatenatum, 1254 nucleotides. RefSeq lists its product as uncharacterized. NCBI's taxonomy places the organism in Eukaryota, Fungi, Ascomycota, Eurotiomycetes, Eurotiales, Aspergillaceae. The transcript is spliced from 2 exons. The record is from RefSeq and is a predicted model, not a curated record. The coding region runs from base 1 to 1254 and encodes 417 amino acids.